Messenger RNA from Caenorhabditis elegans, 584 nucleotides. It is a transcript of the gene uev-1, whose product is annotated as Ubiquitin-conjugating enzyme E2 variant 1. The coding region runs from base 28 to 447 and encodes 139 amino acids. NCBI's taxonomy places the organism in Eukaryota, Metazoa, Nematoda, Chromadorea, Rhabditida, Rhabditidae. The record is from RefSeq and is marked reviewed. Gene Ontology annotation, cellular component: nucleus; cytosol; dendrite. The transcript has 3 exons.
CGUUCCAGCAACUUGGGCACUUUCAAAAUGGUCGAUGUACCACGCAAUUUCCGUCUGCUGGAAGAACUUGAAGAAGGACAAAAAGGCAAGGGAGAUGGAAACAUUUCGUGGGGUUUGGAGGAUGACAGCGAUAUGACUCUCACCAGAUGGACUGCUUCCAUCAUUGGUCCACCGAGAACUCCAUACGAAUCGCGAAUCUACAAUCUGCAAAUCCAGUGCGGCGGGAAUUAUCCGCGAGAGCCACCAACCGUUCGUUUCACCACCAAAGUUCACAUGGUGGGAGUCAAUCAGAGCAAUGGAGUGAUUGAUAAGCGAAAUUUGACAACACUUCGCAACUGGAGCAAUAGUUACAUGAUCAAGACCGUGCUCGAGGAUAUCCGCAAGAACAUGAUGAUGGCCAAAGAGAAUCUGAAAUUGCAGCAACCGGCAGAGGGCGCCAUGUUCUAAAUUCUUUUAUUGAUUUUUUGUAUACCCAGUUUACUCUCCCCGGUAGUAGCUUUCCCCUCGAACUUUUCCCCCACACUUUAUUUAUAAUUAUUAUAUUAUUCGCCAUUCAAUUUCCAUGUAAAAUUUUAAAAUUUCAA